This is a messenger RNA of Porites lobata, 5187 nucleotides long. The record is from the annotation of a GenBank genome assembly. Lineage: Eukaryota; Metazoa; Cnidaria; Anthozoa; Scleractinia; Poritidae.
CCACUGGCAGACGAAGAGCCCAUUGAUGUUUACUGCGAGAUAGCAAUCCAUGGUGGGGGCUUCACCUUUCUUCCCCCUGGCCUCACCAGAACUCUACAUGUGGAAAUGAUUGUCAAUGCUUUGUUUCGAGACAGGAAAAACGUCCUACUGAAGUUGAAGAAGAGGGUGGACCUCAGCGAGUCAUACACUCUGAUCCAGCCGCAUCCAAAUUUCGCCCACACCGAGUUUGGGGUGUUGGUCAAUAGCUUCGCCGGUUACACCAAACCAAUAAACGCCUUCAUGAAAGAUUACAUUUUACUUGGCAUUAUUCCAGCAUCAGCUGUACGAAAUGGAAGUGAAGGUUUCACAUCCAACGGGAACAUAAUCCAGUUUUCAAAUUGCGACGGAACACCCCACAGCUACUUUGCAUUCUUUCCUAACUACAAUCUGGAACCUCCCAGUAACCGUUCUGACUCUGGCGGUGUGGCGGACAUUUGGCGCUCUAAGGCAAUCUCCAUCACCUAUCCUGAACACAGUAUGCCGGACGAGUUCUUUUACUUGACAGAAGUGCAUUUUGGAGGUUGUGGCACCUACUCAUCCAGUGACCAAUGGACCAAAUAUGGCUUUAAUGCCACAGCCAUUGGAAUUCGCUAAGAACUCGCAUUUCUCUUUCCAUCGUUAGACUUCGCUUUCAACUGGGAAGUUGCCAGCCUUUUAAAUUAAUCUCAAAAAACAGGCCAUUUAGUGCUAUGUAUGUAACACCAAAGUAAGCCAAAAACCAAAAGUAAAGUUGUUAAAAGGAAAAACCCCUCCGUCUUUAAAACCCCACGCAAGUGACGACAGCAACACCUAUAAAAGUAUCAUUCUGUACAUUACAAUCAAUAAACAACGAAUAGUAGUGAAGGACAAUAGACCGAAAGUAAUAAUGUAGAUAAUGUAAUAAUGUAGAUUAGAGUAGAACUGAGACUUUAUCUAAGGUAAAGACACAUGACAGUUGCAAAAAAACCUGAUAAACUAGCGGUCUUCUAUGAACCACAAAUACAUAAAUAUUAUAUUAAUACUAACAUCAUGCAACAAUAGGAGGUCGCGUUCAAAGGUACUGAGAGCCAUCCCCGACUCGUGAUCAGUGCGAAAAAAAAAACAUGUUUGAUAGACUCCGUCUGUCUGAACCACUAGCUAAAAAUGAAAGUGCAGUGAACAAAAGUCAAGGAGUGCUUUCCAAGACUUAAUGAUUUGGUUGUCGCGUUUGAUACACUGAACAAAAAUGAUUUUUACUGAGUACGGAAACUAUUUGACGCGACUUCAACGAGCGAAAAUCGAAUUCAAGGCUGUUUGUACUGACGUUUAAUCAGUUGAGAUAUUAAACAACAUACUGUUGCUAUCAAGUAUGUAUUGGUAUCGAUAUCGAUUUAACACGUUGCCGUGAGUAUUUUUCAGAGCGUUCGCUUAAAUACGGACGCGCUGUAUCCAUGAUAAGAUUUCCUUUUAUAAAAUAACUAAGAUAGUACGCGCUAUGAUUGGCCGAGAGGAGUGUUUGCAUGACAGUAUGUAAACAUGGUUGUGGCGUCAAGUUGUUUAGCUUUUCGCGCGCUAAUCACGCAGGCAUGAAUUUGAAAAAGUUUUCGAGUUCAAAACUCGACAAGUUUACUUUAUUUAGCCAUUCCUUCUUCGGCUGAAAAAUGGAAAAUCGUUACAAAAAAGGUUACUAGUCAAUUUUUCUUCGCUUCAGCUGACAUUUUAAGCGAGAAAAAUCCGUAUUUUGCAAAGCAUCUUUUUGCAAAACAAGAACUGAUUACGCGUGCAAGACUUCGUGGACAAGAUUUUGCGACUGGUAAGAAUUUCUUUUUUAAUCAGUGCCAUACAAGGAGUUUUGCGUUUUUUUCUCGGGAAAGUCAUUUUAUAAAAGCAAUAGAAAACUUUUUUCCUGUGUUUGCAUAGCCUGAUAUAAAUACUCGAGGUGUUGGGAGAAUUCUCGACAGUUAUGCAAACUCCCGACCUCGUCUCGGGUUUGCAUAACUGUCUCGAAUUCUCCCAACCCCUCUCGUGUUUAUAUCGGGCUAUGCAAACACGGAAAACGUUUUCUAUUACUUAAAUGAUGCGCAUGAUCACUGAAAAGUGGCUAAAUUAGAGAUAGAUGAAUAGGGUUAACGUAACACUAGGAAAAGGAAAAUAAACGGUUGUUAAAAAUUGUUGGAGUCUCUUAACUGAUUCUUGAAAACCCAUAACAAGGCCAUCUCUACAGUAGCCUGCGAACUCUAAAAUUUAGAAACAUCAAAAAAUUUAGAAUUACAAAUUUAACCUUACUACCGUUAAAAUAUCUACCGGAAAAUGUGUAAAACAAAAUCAGUCUCUAAAGCACUUAAGAGUUUCUAAUUAUACAGGAACUACGAUUGUCGUUUAUAACUGAGUUUUUCAAGGUAAAUGGGUUGGUAUGCUGGAUUUAAAAGAUUGCAAGCUAGGUUUAUCUGUGGCUUUACCGUCUAAUCUAGACCAUGGUCUAAAGUACAUCAUACAAUGUUUCCUGUAACGUACAGUAUUGGGUAUAUGAAAAUCCUUUUUUUUUUAGUUAUAGUUGGAUGACUUAACACUAAAAAUGUCACUAACAUUUCAAAGUGAAAGUACAAUAUAAAAGGUCAGCAACAGGAAUAAGCUCACUAUAGUUACCUAAAUAAAUACGCUCAUUGCGAAGCCGACCGAUGAUGUUAUGAUGAUGGCGCAUAUUACGCCGUUUGAGUGUUUCUUUUUUCCGGGUUAGGUGCCUAUUAAAGUUUAGAGAUCAACAAGGUGUUGACGAGUCCAGCUAGUACACUGGGUAGUCAAGAUAGGGAUUUGCUACAACAAAAGCCUAACCAGCCAGGGUGAGUAUUUUACUAAUUUAUUGCUUCUAAAGUCUAUUUUUCAAUGUUUUGAAAAAAUAACGGGUGUCCUUGUGAGACUCCGUUAAACCACAAAAAGAGAGACUUCGAGACUUACCCUAAACGGCUUUUUCCGAGUUUUUCGAGAGAGGAUAUAAAAUAGUUUUCGACAUCCAUAAUCCACUAAGACGUUCACCAUGGGAUAGUUCAGUGAAGACUUGAAAACCUCAUUAAAUUCUUAAAACUUCAUAAUAGAGCUGUUUAAAUUUUAUUGUUCGCCUUGUUGAGACUGACUCCCAAUCAGUUACGAAUGUUGGCAUCAGGCAAAGAGUGACUUGGGAGCUCAGCUUUUAAAUAUAGGUGAAUGUAACUUCCAAGUUACGUUGGGAAAACGACAAAUUAGUGAGAAAGGCAGAUCUUUUACCUUGAGACACGAAAGGAUAAAAUUCAUCCUUCCAUGCUUGAGAACGGUUGUUAUCUGUAAUAUAACAAAGUGGACGUAAAAUAUCGUACGGGACUCAAUUUCCUCUUAAGGGUGCUCUAUACAACCCAGUUUUAAAAGCCCAGUUAGAACUAGUCGCAGCAACUUGAAUAAUUUUGUUCAGGUAUUCUUAUUUCUCUCGUUUUUUCUUGCUAGAACUUGGGGUGUUCCUUAUAAUUAUAUCAACUAUGUCGAUGCGCAACGAUGUAAUGCUAAAAGGAGCAAAAUGUUUCAAAAUCUUUGAACUUUGGGACAAACGUGAUUGGUCAGUAAACAUCUGGCCUCUCCUCCUCUCUAGAGUCCUUCAUUUCUCAGACAUUUUCUCCACCAGCUGAAAAUUGUUAUUUUUGCUGGCUAAAGGUAAAAAGUUUUUUGCAAAGGCUCUGCUAUUUGAAAGGGAAGGGAUUUUGCAGUUUGGUUUUAUUGACGUUUAAUGUGUGGUUUUCCAAUUUACAUGUAAAACUCUUUGUCUUUUAUUUCAGAUGCAUUACUUGACUUUUCUUGUGGUUCUUUUUACCGUAAUACCGUGGGAGUCAAAUGGCGUUAGAAGGCCGGGUUACAACGGCGAGGUAUAGAUAGCAACAAGUCCAUACACAGACUAUAACUACUCAAUGCUUUCUCUUUUUAAUUUAAUGAAACCAUUCUUAAUAUCCUGACUAUUCAGAGGCAACCAAAUGCAUUGAAAACAUUUUUUUUAGACUAUCCAGAGUACUUUUAGAUCUUUACAAAUGCGUUCUAAGUAGAGCUAUAAAAUGGGUAUGUGUUCGGUCAUCCUAGGGAAACUAAGUCUUUUCGAAAUUGCAAGGGCUUCAGUAUUAUUUUCUCGAAAAUUUUAGAUGCAAUUUAGCGAGUUACGAAAGUGAAAAUUUUAAAAUUCCUCUCUCUAUCACAUUUUUGAAUCCGAAAAGUUUAGGUUGCCUUUUUCGUACGAAAAAUAGUCCAACCUGGAGUGUGAAAUGUGAAAAAUAUGCUUCAGAAAAUCGUAGGGACGAAUUUAUACGAAAAUUGUACAUUAAUGGAACUGUCUAGGGCUCUAGGUAAUAUUUGCUUCUCCGAACAGAUAUUUUACAGCAGUCGUCUGGUGGCCCUGACUAUUGCCUCGAAAUCCCCACCCCCUGAGCCCCCUUAAGUAUUAAUGCAUAUUCUUCCUCUUUCAAGUUUCCCAAAAGCUGCCGUUACCUACCACGUAAUUCACCGAAUGGGGUGUACAAGAUACGACCGCUGCCAUACAUUAAGCCUAUUGAAGUGUACUGCGAGAUGUCCAUCUAUGGUGGUGGAUUCACCUUUCUUCCUCGAAGCCUAACUAGAACACCACAUGCCUACAGGAUUGUAAAUGUACUUUUUCGAGACAGAAGAAACGUCUUGCUGAAGUUGCAGAAAAAAGUUGGUCUCAGUGAGUCAUAUACCCUGAUUCAGCCUCAUCCUUACUUCACCAGAACGAAGUUUGGGGUGAGGGUCAACAGCUACCACGGUUACACUAAACCAGUCAACGCUUUCAUGAGAGAUUACAUUUUUCUCGGAAUAAUUCCAGCAUACAAGGCACGCCACCGUAAUGUCCAAGGCUUCAAAUCCAACGGGCACAAAAUCCAGUUUAGAAAUUGCGAUGCCAAUCCCAACAGCUAUUUUGCAUUCAUGCCAAACCACAAUCUGCAAACUCCCAGUUCCUACCACAGCCACAACCUAAUCUACGAGAAAGUAGGUGUGGGUGUCGACUGGCGCUCCAAGGCAGUUCCCAUCACCAAUCCUGUUCGCACCAUGCCGAACGAGUUCUUCUUCUUGACGGAGCUGCAUUUUGGUGGUUGUGGAACCUACACCUCCAGUAACCGCUGGUUCAAGUUUGGCUUUCAAGCCACCGCCAUUGGAAUUCGCUAA